UUUGAGGGCGCGCACUUUGGGCAUCACAGGUGUGAUGAUUUUAAUUUGUACCUCCCCUGCCAUGAUAGACAGUGUUUUCUAAAAUGAAGAAAGAGCAGGAAUGGAUGAGGAUGGAUGUGGUGAGACUUGAUGACCACCCUUUCUAAAGCCAUAGAAAAGAAAAUGCUUAUAGCGAAGUGAGGCCGUUGUCUCAAAACCCAAAUUGGUCAUGAACAAACGUCUGACAUCAUUCGCUCUUAUAAUACUUUUUCCCCCUUACUUCCUCAAUCUAAUUUCCAAACAUCACCAUCGAUAACUAUCAUACACACAUACCUAAUUGACUAGAAGGGUUUCCUUAUUUAGCAAUAAACCUCAUCAAGAACUGACGCUGGCUCUACUGAUCAUUCAGAAUGAGCAACCAGCCACGAAACCAAUCAACUUCUCAACGACCUUCUGCCUCUACAGGUCCAGCUCCGAUGGAUACUGACCCUAAAUCACCACCCAAAGCUGCUCCUACAUACACAGACUAUCGCUUGGUUUCCGCUUUCGAUCCUAAUGUCAAGAACAACAUAUUGAAAUUUGCACCCUCCUCAAAAAAAGUUGUCAAUUUUGAUACAUUUGUUGGUCCGGUGAAGCUGAAUCGUAAGGAUCCUUGGAUGAUAAGAAAGAAAGCUGAAGAGGAGAAACGAAAGGAACAAGAAAUCAAAUUGAAAGGCGAAAUCAAAGAUGAAGAUAAUGUUGGAAUGAAUGAACUUAAUUCGACAAAUGAUACAAAGGAAGGAAUAACAAAUAAGAAUGGACGAGACGAUACUUUGAUUGCUCCUGGAUCUGGAUCUCAACCACGAGUAAAAGCUACAGCAUUCAAAAAGAAAACCAAACAAGUCUUCAUCGCUGCCGAUCAAACCGCUCGUAUGUUAAGAAAAGAAGAGUAUCAGUCUUGGCUAUUGGAAGACGGUGCAAUGACCGGAUCUGAGCGUUGGAUUGGGCGGUACGAAUCUGCUGGUGCUGCUGCCGGGUCUAGCGAGAAUGCCAGUAGCGCGUUAACUAGGGCUUCUCCUAACGAUGCACCCAAUUAUGUCGUAUUCAGAUUGAAUGAAGCCGGUGAAUACUUUCAAGUACUACCCUGUCAUCGGUUCUAUCGAUUUACUCAGCGUCCAAACUAUGACACGUUGGGUGCGGAUGAAGCUGAAGCUGCGUACGAGAAGAUGCAAAAACCUACAACAAAGGAGGACGUGGGACGAUGGUUUAUGCGCCGUCGUGGUGCCGCUGGCCCUAGUGGUCCUUCUCCGGCUAGUCAUCCUGUGAAACGUGAGGGCAGCGUUAAACCUUCUAUUUUGGACGACUCGAAACUCUCCUUCGGACCCCAAUCAACUAGACCGCAGGUCGAAGUCAUUUCGCAUGUCAAUGGCCGCCGAGGAAACUUUACGGCUGUUCAUGGUGCAAACUCACGAAGGAACGAUGAAGAUGAAGACGAGAAACCUCACCUGGGACAAGAGGGUGACUUUGACGAGUUUGACUUCAAUGAAGACUUUGCAGAUGACGAAGAGGGAGCAGGUAACUUGAAUGACGAAGCCAUGGAGGAAGAUGAAUUGAAAGAAUUGGAGGAACGUAUGAAAAAAGAAAUGUUGGCUGCCGGUCGUGCGGGAGAUGAAGAACGUACGAGGCAAGACAUGGACUUGGACAAGGAAGACGAUGACAAAGAAGAUUUAACAAAGGAAGGCAAGGCGGUCAAGAAAUUAUUGAUGCGUAAAACGGACAAUGAAUUUUACGAGAGUGAUGAUGAGGUCAAGAAUCCCUACGCUUCAGAGGAGGAUGAGUCUGAUUUCGAAGAGGUCAUACCUCCCCCAGCACCAGCGGUUCCAAGCCCCACAGAUUCUAAAACAGUACCUUCAUCUCGCGCAGGUACGCCUGGUCCGAGCUCCAAUAACCCCACAUCUAGCCAGCGCAAUCCUAGCAAGCUUGUACCCCAGAAACCGACCAAUCUCAAGAUUGACAAAACACAAAGUCGACCACCCUCCCGUUCUGGAACUCCUAGCCUUGGUACUCAAUCUCGUGCUAUCUCGCCACAUCCAACUGUCGGAACUAGUAACAUGGCCAAACCACUCUCACGUGCCAAUAGUCCUCAGCCACUUAGCGCAGGUGGGAAAUCUACCCUCAGUCGGACAGCUUCUCCUGUUCAAGCCUCUACUAAGCCUUCAACACCCACCUCAGGUGUUGGUGCUUCUUCUGGACUCAAGCGAAAACACCCAGGUGGGGUAGGUGGUAAAGAGAAGCGACCUAACCCUGGUAUCAACUCUACGCCUGGUUCACCUUUACCUGAUCAAGGAGUAGGUUUGAUGACCGAACAAGAAGUGAUCAACUUAUUAAGAAAUCGACCAAUCUCGACUAAAGAACUCUUAUCACACUUCAAAUUAAGAUUGAAAGAAGAUCGUAAUAAGGUCAUGGUAUUCAAAAUUAUCAAGAGUGUGGCCCAAAUGUCGAACGGGCUACUUGUGCUCAAGGAUGGUCUUUGAACUUUCAUGAUAGGUGUGCGUAAAUUUUCAUGUCGUUCUGGGUCUCUAGUGUGAGGAGAUUGUCAAAAAGUAAUCAUAGGCUUGUACACAAGGACGGUCUUUAACCUUUGAUAUAAGUUGUGCGUUGAUGGGUUGUGCAAAGCGGUGCACUAAUUUUUGAAUCAGCUCAAUUUUCUGGUCGGAGCCAGCUGAGGAAAAGUAAUAACAUAUUGUAUGAUUUGAUG
Molecule: messenger RNA, 2716 nt
Organism: Melampsora larici-populina 98AG31
Lineage: Eukaryota; Fungi; Basidiomycota; Pucciniomycetes; Pucciniales; Melampsoraceae
Exons: 3
Coding region: 390-2492 (700 amino acids)
Biological process (GO): transcription initiation at RNA polymerase II promoter; positive regulation of transcription elongation by RNA polymerase II
Cellular component (GO): nucleus; transcription factor TFIIF complex
Molecular function (GO): TFIIF-class transcription factor complex binding; RNA polymerase II general transcription initiation factor activity; DNA binding
Source: RefSeq, a predicted model, not a curated record